CUUAAUCUUUAUAUAAACACAGACCUCAGUUAAUUAAUCGUCUCGGAGGGAUAACCAACAGCGACCUUUGGCAACCCUUAUAUCGUCGUGACAACAUUCCUUGCUUCGUCCAGUCGCUACCAAAACACGAACCAUCACAACCACCCCCAUGUUCUUGCGUUCCCAGUAUUCCUGCGAACCCCGCCCAAGAGCACAACGCAGCUCCCUCACGGCUUAGAACAGUGACGCUAAACCACAUGUAGUACUAAAUGGAACUGCGUGAUUGUGAAGGGAAGAAGUGGAAUUGGUCAGAGGAUAUUCGCGGAUUAUAUCGAUUCCCAAGUUGAUAUGCCGAGGUGGUGGUGGUGCUGGUGGUGGUGGCGGCGGGGAUCUCGUCGGUUUGCUACGGAGGGCAUGACCAGGACCAGCCUCGGCCACGUCUGAGGCUUUGAACAUACAUACCACCAGCCCUGCUGUUGGUGUGCAGCUUCGUCAGUGCCAUGAGGGCGGGCGGAGGGCGGCCACCAUCACCCUACAACCGGGCGACUGUUGUCAAGGCCUGCCGACGCUCCCAGGACAGACGACACGGCACGGACGGCUGUUGUGUCGGCGGGCGAGGCGGGACGUGGUCGUCGUGGCAGCCAUUAGCGACCAGACCGUCCCCAGCCACGCCACAGGAACUCAGAGUGCAUUCUAACUAGUGAAGAGUGAUUUUUUUAGAAAUUGCUGGAAACUUCUGAGUGUUGGAAAAUAUUUACUGACAAGAAAGUAAACCGUGUCAGGAUAUCUACUGAGGAAAAGGGGAGUGCGUGAGCGUACUCCUAAAGUGUUUGUGUAUAACUUACUCCCUGGCAGUGGACAGGUGGCUUGGCGAACAUGUGCGAGGGUUACGUGUUGAGUUCAUGGGAGGUGGUGGACGUUAACCGCGUGAACGGGUCGUUGAAGCUGCGGCCAGUAUGGACCAAGUGCCCUGAGGACCCUGGGCCCAUUAUUGCGGGCGUGUUCCUCUCUUUGGUGUUCGUGGUCGCCUUCUUGCUCAACAUGAUGGUGGUGGUGACCGUGGCCACCAGCUACACCCUCAAGCGCUACCUGUACUGCCACCUGCUGCUCAACCUGUGCCUCACCUGCCUUGUGGACUGCUUCCUUAACCUGAGCAUCGCCAUAGUCUACGUCACCACCGCGCCGUGGAGGUUCGGCUACGCGGUGAGCUACAUCAACGGCUUCACAAUAAACCUUAUGAACAGCGAAAUGGCCUUUGUUGUAGUGCUGGUGGCGGGGGACAGAAUGGCCGCCGCCAGAAGGAACUCUUCCUUCCUCAACAUGAAAAAGUACAAAAUGUGGAUAGCAGUGAGUCUGACGUGGCUAGCGGCUCUGCUUCUGGCUGGCCCGCUGCUGCUGGGACACGUGAUCAGCAUGCCCUACCGCAACAGGUACUCGUGCUCGGUGGCUGACCCGCAGGACAAGUACUACCUGAUCGCCCACGUGGUGCUGGUGGUGGCGGUGCCCACGGUGGCGUUGCUGGUAAUGGCCGUCCUGGUGGCACGCACCUUCCACCGUGAACGCAGGAAGCAGAGGAGAGUGAAGAGCAGCCAGACGAUGGGUUAUUUUGACCAGAUCCUCAUGACGCCCUACUUCAGAAACGAGUUCUAUCCCACCCUGGCGGCGGGAGGCAUUGUGUGCGGCUACUUGUUCUUCUGGCUCCCCUUCACUACCCUCACCACUAUCAGUCCCAUCAUAACUGACCACUGGGUCAACGACACCUCCUCUGAUAACAGUGACGACCCAUCCACUCUCUUCGUUCCUUCCCUGCGCGUGAUGACGCAGGCAAAGGCCAUGCUGGAUCAGGGACAGAUACACGCCCUCAACUCCACCGCCAACCAUCUCGGAUCCGAUAUGUCGUCGACCAACCUUACCGUGGAGGAUCACCUCAUCCCGGAGGUGGUGAAGAGCCCCGCCUUCGACACGGUGGCCGUGUGGCUUCGCUUUCUCUACACCGUGUUAGUGCCAUCGGUUGUGUUCCUCACUCUGCGGGACGUGCGGCUCAAGUGUGAGAGCCUCAUCUUGUGUUGCAGACCCAGCUCAGUGGACGCCGCAUCCCCUAAACCCUCACGUCCCCUGUACGCCAGCAGACAGGACAACCAGGGCGGCAGAGGCACCGCAAAGUCCAGCAAGAAGAACAAAAGUGGUAACAAGGACACAAUCAACUUCAAUACGCCCAUCCUUUUCUCCACCUCCGACGGUCUGCACAUCCGGACAGUGGAGGAAACCUAUCAGGGCAUGGUGAAUAAGCCGGUGGCGGCCUUCCCCUGGUCCGCUACCUCCGAGCAGGAGCCCAAGUUUACGUACAAAAUCUGUGACCUCGUCUUGGGACAUGAAGACCUCAUUGACUUUGAUGGCAAGUUUCAUAUCGACGACAACUAUGACUAUGAAAUAGAUCACGAGGCGGUGGGGCUGGGAGAGGAACAUUCCGUUGUUCUGGGGGCACACCGCGCUGCGAUGGGCCAGAAAGCACCGCCAGUUCCCUCAGCUGAAGACGAAGGAGAAGGAGAAACCCCUGCGAGACGUGGAUCUGUGAAAGUCAACUACCGACCGCCUACGCCGCCACGCGUGCAAGUUAUGGGCAACGAUCACGCUAAGAACAUAGGCGAAGCUUUAGAGAACUAUGACAAGAACAAGAAGGGGAGAAAGGUUGUGAGAUUUGCUACGAUGCUCAAUCAGGAGAUCCCUCGCCCCUCCUCUGUCCAAAGUUCUGUCCUCAAUUCAUCUGCCAACAGUUCGCGUUCCAGUGACUCCGGGAUCCUGGCGGACUCAGAGGCGGUGGCUCCUGCUCCGACUUGGGUUCCGGCUCCGGCUCCGGCUCCGGCUCCGGCUCCGGCUCCCUCUGCUGCCCAGUUACUUGCGAACAGAGAUGCAUUCUUUUCUGAACGGAAAACUAAUGUAAAACCAAGAUUUUCCCGGAAACCUCCAGCGGGCCCCAAAAAGUCGCGGAAGCCAGGACCGGCGGGCGGGGCAGGGCGUGGCGGCCGGCGAGGCGUGGUGAGCAAGAGGGUGAAGGGCAUCAAGAGCCGCCACCUGCCCCCAGUAGCUCGAUCGCCCGCUGUCCCGCCACGAAGGUUUUCCACACCUCAAGACGGGUCAAGACAAGGAGGCGCGGCGAAGUGAUCACCGCCAAAGGGUUCGAGGAGGAGCGUCCCUCCCAGCACCAUGCAUCAAGAGGUGGACCCACAUAGCUGUCUAAGAACCGCUGCUUCCGUCAGGGGCCACGAAAGACACAUGUUGGAGACCUUAAUACACUGCAGGACGGUGACGAGUAAGACGAGGUGUAGAUGAUGGUGUGUGUGUGUGUGUGUGUGUGUGUGUGUGUGUGUGUGUGUGCGCGCACUCUCACCACUGCAGGUAUAGUUUUGAGUAAGUCACAUCGAAUCGGUGGGUCGUAACUAUGAAUGUUGUUUAGUUAUGAUGAAUACGUAAAAGCUCAGACGAACCCGUUAGUUGUAAACGAGGUCCAGAUGAGUUGGUAAAUAAAGAGGAUAAAUA
This is a messenger RNA of Eriocheir sinensis (Chinese mitten crab), 3516 nucleotides long. RefSeq lists its product as uncharacterized. NCBI's taxonomy places the organism in Eukaryota, Metazoa, Arthropoda, Malacostraca, Decapoda, Varunidae. Gene Ontology annotation, biological process: G protein-coupled receptor signaling pathway. Gene Ontology annotation, molecular function: G protein-coupled receptor activity. The record is from RefSeq and is a predicted model, not a curated record. The transcript is spliced from 3 exons. Gene Ontology annotation, cellular component: membrane. The coding region runs from base 856 to 3141 and encodes 761 amino acids.